Apis dorsata (giant honeybee) is the source of this 1738-nucleotide messenger RNA. RefSeq lists its product as uncharacterized. The transcript is spliced from 2 exons. The record is from RefSeq and is a predicted model, not a curated record. The coding region runs from base 165 to 1685 and encodes 506 amino acids. NCBI's taxonomy places the organism in Eukaryota, Metazoa, Arthropoda, Insecta, Hymenoptera, Apidae.
AACUGAUUUUUUUUCUUUCUUGAAGUUGUUUAACCUUUGUUUCCAUUUACUUUUUCUUCAUUUCAUUUACUUUCGAAAUGUAACAAAUUUAAAAGUAAACAUCAUAAAUUAAAAAGAACCACAGAAAUAACAUUUAGUAGCUUAUUAUUCGAUUAAGAAACAUAAUGGAGGUUAAAACUGUCACAAAAAAUAGUCAUAUGUCAAAAAUUAAAAAUGUCUUAAAUUCAAAAGCAUCAUUUGUGCCGAAUAUCGAAGUAAUCACGAAGAAUGUUUUUGUACCUGUAACGAAAACCAUAUUUACCAAGAAACGUAAUGAUGCAAUACAGAGCAAUAUUCCCAAGCGCAAGACAGAGUUUUAUAAAUUAUGUCAAUCUAACAACGGCAUAACAGUAUCAUUGUUGAAAAAACCAUGUUGUCUUCCGACUAAUAUAAGCAAACAUGAAGUAAAAAUGUCAAAAAAACGAUCGCAUUUAAUUGAUAAAAGUUAUAGUUUUAUAAAUGAUCAAUCUAAAGAAUUCUCUGUACGAUCGCAAAAUAAAAAACAAAUAUUAGUAUUUCCUUCGUCAAUUUCUGAUUUGCCUUUGACUUCAUUUUCUAAAUAUCAAUCUUUUUCCAAUAAAAAUAUAGCUAAAUCGAAUAAAUUGAAGAAAAAUGAUAAAACUAAUGGAAAAUUAUCAAUUGAUGGCAUUAAUAAUAUUUUGUCAAAUCUUUCAAAGACAAAUAAUAAUAAAAAAUUAAAAUUACAUAAACCGAAGAAUGUUAUUUAUACAUCACAAUAUGAUUCUAAUCGGACUAAAUGUUUUUCCCCAAGUUCUAGCGAGAAGAUAUCUGAAAACAAUAUUUUAAAUAAUUCAAUUAUAUCUAACGAUACUUCAAAUAUUUCAUUAAGUACUACAGCUAUAACAACAACAAUGAAGAAUGACAGAACUGAAAAACAAUGUUUCUUUGAUCCUUAUUGUGAUUCUGUUUUAAGAAAUGUUGGUGUAACCAUAAGAGAUACAAUUUCUAAUACUAUUAUUAAUCAAAGAGAAGAAUCACAAUAUCCAAUGAAAUGCAUUGAAUCGAAUGCCUUUAAAGAAAUUCGGUGUUCAAUGUUUCAUCCCCCAACAUCGGACAAUUUUUCAGAAACAAAUGAGACAGAUGUAAUAGAAAAUAUGCAUAAAAAAAUUUUAUCUACGCGUAAUUUUGAAAAUAAUUCUCGGGAAAAUAUUGAUUAUUCAAUUCUAUCAUUUCUUACAAAAAAUCGAUCUCGACUUCAAAAUGAUACAGAUUUGCACAAAAAUGAUCAUCAUUCUUGUAAAAUAAAAUAUUCGUGGCAGGUGAUUGGUACAGGUUCACAAACGUCACAAACACUUUUGGACAGUUUAGUUAAAGAAAAUACUCUUGUCGAUGAUGAACCAAUUUGUAAUUGCAGUAUUAAAUAUUCUUGGCAAAUCAUUGGAAUUGCUACACAAACUGCUCCAAGUGAUUUCACUACGUCAGAAUGUCGUUCCGCUAUUUCACUUUUAUCUGCGAAAACGAAUACAAUUCAUCAUACUAACAAAGAAACUUAUACAUUACCAACUGCUACAGUUUGGCGAAAAGGUAAAAGAUAUAUUAUCUUAAACAAUCAAUGUUUGCAAACAUCUGCUCAUAAAGAAAGUCAAACAAUUUUUACAGAACUGUAUGAAAAAUAUCACGAUUAAAAAACUUUCGUUUAUAUCGACUCGCGUUUAUAUCAAAAAUAUAAAUAAAAAUG